UGCCCUCGGCGCGCGAGUCAAACAAGCGAGGAAAAGGUAGGCUACAGGAGCCAAAUGAGCUUCAGUAGAACAACAGGGAACUGCGGUCUGAUGGGAUAUUGUUAUAUGGAAUGCACCCUCAGAUCUACAUAAAUGUGUUUAUGUUUGCACGAAUCAUUCACGAUCCAGCUUCACCUCCAGAAAUGAGUGCAUCUGAACCCCAGGAAAGUGGUGAGGUGAGAAUCGGACACUCUCUGAAUACGAACGAGGAAGAGUUUGUAGCCAGAAGGAGAAACACUGUUCUACAAUGCCUGCAGAAGUUUAACAUACGCUGCAGUCAGGAUAAAGUGCCAAACAUUGCGUUACUUGGUUCUGGAGGAGGACAAAGAGCCAUGGUGGCUUUGCUGGAAUCCCUGGUUCAGCUUGAUAAAGCGGGUCUUCUGGACUGCAUCCUUUAUCUGAGCGGAGUCUCUGGAUCCACCUGGUGUAUGGCCUCCUUAUACCAAGAACCAGACUGGUCCACCAAACUAGAGACCGUGAAAGACAAAAUCAUCGAGAGACUCAGCGGUCCAGGAGUGAGCUGGACAGACAAAUUGACCAAACUGAAGAACUAUUACAUGAAAGACAGUUUCAGCUUGACUGACCUCUGGGCAGUGCUAUUUGUCACAUCAUAUGUGAAAGAGAUUGAUGAACAAACACUCACAGAUCAGCGGGACCAGCACACUAAAGACCCGUAUCCCAUUUACGCAGUGAUCGACAAGCAAUGCAAAAGGCGUGAGGAAGGAGACCCCUGGUUUGAGAUCACUCCACAUGAAGCAGGUUAUUCCCUCACUGGAGCAUUUGUGGAAACCUCCAGCUUCGGCAGCCAGUUUGACAACGGCUCAAAGAAAAAACUGCAGCCUGAAAUGGACAUGCUGUACCUGCAAGCUGUGUGUAGCAGUGCUUUAGCUGAUGGAGAGGCGACCUGGAAAUGGAUAAAAGCUAUUUCAAUACCUGAAAUAAAAUCGGCAUUAGACAAAAUGAAGCAAGAUGACACCGGAGGAAACACCUCGAGAACCACUCAGCAGCCUUUCGUUGAAGAUGAAUGUUACCAGGAGCUCAUGAACCUUGUGGAUGCUGAUCCUUCUACUCUUGUUGAGGCCACCAGAUCAGCGCUGCCCAACCUUUCUGGAGGUCAGAAAACUGCUGAUAAGGGGAAAAAAACAGUCAGAUGCGUUGCUCAGAGGAUCUGGGGCAGGAAUUAUAACUUCCUCCACAACAUGACAGAUGAGUCAGUGCCAGCCGCUCUUUUGCAAAAAGAGACAAGAGAUUUUAUAGACGCCGGACUGUUGAUCAACUCACCCUACUUCUCAGUGCUGAGAAAAGAACGAAACAUUGACCUCAUCAUUGCUCUGGAUUUCAGCGAUGGAGAUCCUUUCACGACAUUGAGAGAAGCUGCUAAAACGUGCAAGAAACUAAACAUCCCUUUCCCUGAAGUCGACGUUCCCAGUAAAGAAGGGAAGAAACCAAAGGAUUUUUAUGUGUUCAAAGGCCAAAAUGCUCCAACCGUGAUUCACAUCCCUCUGUUUAAUGUGGUCAACUGUGGAGAAAAGCCUGGUGAUUGGAGGAAGAAAUAUGGCAUCUUAAAAGGUCCUUACGAUGCUGAGAUGAUCACUGAAGUUAUGGAGGUUGCUGGAAAAAACAUCUCAAACAACAUAGAGAAACUGCUGGAGCAGAUCCGUGCAGUCGCUGAAGCUAAAUGAUUCCAGGCACAAAUAUGACUAUAUAACAAGUCGGCAAGAAAUUAAAAUUCAGUCUGUUUGAUAAAUGCAUCUUGAUCUUAUUGUAAAUGAUUCAUGCUUUUUUAUGCUCCGGUGGAAUGGCAGAUUCUCUCUGGUGAUGCGGGAUGUGUGGCAUUAUAGUUAUGUUUGGACUUUAUUUCUGUUUAUGUUAAAAUGUUUCUGCAUAUUUCAGUCCGUUUCUUCAUUGUUUGACAUUCAUAAGCAAUAAAGAGAAUUUUUUUUUU
Onychostoma macrolepis is the source of this 1984-nucleotide messenger RNA. RefSeq names its product cytosolic phospholipase A2 gamma-like. Bases 111 to 1721 code for a protein of 536 amino acids. Gene Ontology annotation, biological process: glycerophospholipid catabolic process. NCBI's taxonomy places the organism in Eukaryota, Metazoa, Chordata, Actinopteri, Cypriniformes, Cyprinidae. The transcript has 17 exons. Gene Ontology annotation, cellular component: nucleoplasm; cytosol; nuclear envelope. The record is from RefSeq and is a predicted model, not a curated record. Gene Ontology annotation, molecular function: calcium-dependent phospholipid binding; calcium ion binding.